Messenger RNA from Paramecium tetraurelia, 452 nucleotides. RefSeq lists its product as uncharacterized. The record is from RefSeq and is a predicted model, not a curated record. NCBI's taxonomy places the organism in Eukaryota, Ciliophora, Oligohymenophorea, Peniculida, Parameciidae. The transcript has 3 exons. Gene Ontology annotation, biological process: cellular response to nitrogen starvation.
AUGAAUAGCUAAGCCCUAGAAGCCACGAAAACCUAGAGUGUGAAGGACUAUAAGGCACAACAUAAAUUGGAGGACAGAAAGAAGAGAGUGUAACAAUACAAAGAAAAAUAUCCAGAAAUGACACCAAUGGUUGUUUAAAAGCAUCCAAAAGCCAAGAUUAUGUCAUUAACAAGACCUUAAUUCUUGGUGAAUUAAACUGUCAAGUUUUCUGAGUUUAAAAACUAAAUCAGAACUAAACUCUAAUUAUCACCUUAAUAAACAUUGUUUUUCUAUUGUGGAAAUAACAUAAUAUCCGAUGACAUUUCACUUCAAGAAUUAUAUAAUAAAUACAAAGACAGAGAAGAUGAAUUUCUAUAUUUGAAUUAUUCUGAUUGCGAAGUUUUUGGAAAUUAAAUUGAUUGAUAUUCAUAUAAAUAAGUACAUAUGUACUAUUGUAUAUUUAAAUUUAUUAA